AUGUCAGGAUGUUUAAAUGAUUAUUUUCCUAUUCCCAAAGAUGAUAUUACUUUAUCAGAUAAUAUUUUUACUUUAUUGAAAUAUGAUGAACAUUAUUAUACUAUAGCAAAAGCAAAUGGGAAAGUAGUUUUUCUUAAUGAUAAGGACAAUGAGAAUCAAUUUAAAGUUAUACCAGAAAUGUUUAUAAAUAUGGACACUUUUGAUGAAAAUAACAGCAUAAUUGAUAAGCAUGAGCAUAUAUAUUAUUCACAUGAUAUAGAACCAUGGAAUGAUAAAGCUGAAUAUAUUAGUGGUAGAUUUCUUAACAAUGACAAGAAAUUCCUUCUUAUAAUCGGUCAGAAUAGUAUUCAACUGUGGAAAUCCAAGUCACAAAAUUUUAAAGAUUUUGAAGAUUUUAAAAGUUUUGAAAAUUCGGACCUCGUUUAUAUUUUCAUCAGCAAUAUUCCAUUCGAAAGCAGACCUAAAUUUCAAAUUAAGAAUGACAUGACCACUAUUAUAAUUCACGCAU
Rhizophagus irregularis DAOM 181602=DAOM 197198 is the source of this 508-nucleotide messenger RNA. NCBI's taxonomy places the organism in Eukaryota, Fungi, Glomeromycota, Glomeromycetes, Glomerales, Glomeraceae. The record is from RefSeq and is a predicted model, not a curated record.